CCACAUCCCCAUCUUCCCCUCAGUCUUCAUUCCCUGCCAACCUCCGCACAUCCACUUGACCUAUUGUGAUACGCUUGUCUCAGCCCUUUGACAAGGUAAUGCAGCAAAUCGGAGUACACUUCGAAUUCUCUUUGCCGGCUUAUCAAUUGAGUCUGGACAGUUAUCCGAGCUGUUCGCCUCUAAAAAGGGUGGUAGAUACCUUCCUUCCAGCUUCCAAUUUCUGACCACGUCUUGCAUACAAAAUAUGAGUGCAACCCAUCGAGUUAAUGAACUGAUGCUAACGAAAAAUAGGGGAUAUACAGCUUCGUUUGCCUUCUUCGAGGCGCUUUGGGAGGCCGGCGUUCAAUACGUCUUUGUCAACCUUGGAUCUGACCAUCCAUCGAUCAUUGAAGCACUAGUCAAAGGACAGAGAGAGCGCAGAGAUCAAUGGCCCAAAGCAAUCACCUGCCCAAAUGAAAUGGUUGCUCUUUCUAUGGCCGACGGAUACGCACGUCUAACAGGAAAACCACAGUGUGUCAUUGUCCACGUCGAUGUUGGCACACAAGGCCUCGCUGCAGCCGUCCACAAUGCUUCAUGCGGUCGAGCACCCGUUCUCAUCUUUGCGGGCCUAUCACCAUUUACGCUUGAAGGAGAGAUGCGAGGCUCGAGAACAGAAUACAUUCACUGGAUCCAGGAUGUGCCUGACCAGAAACAGAUCUUAUCGCAAUAUUGUCGUUAUACCGGUGAAUUCAAGACGGGUAAGAACGUUAAACAGGUGGUAAAUCGGGCAUUACAAUGGGCUACCAGCGAUCCCCAGGGACCGGUUUAUUUGGUUGGUGCGAGGGAGGUUAUGGAAGAGGAAAUUGAGCCGUAUUCAUUGAAGCAAGAACAGUGGGUUCCAGUCACAGGAUCGGCAUUGCCGUCAAGUGCAGUCGAAUUGAUUGCAAAUGAACUGGUCAAUGCAAAGGAGCCAUUGGCAAUCGUGGGGUAUAACGGUCGCGCAACCAGUUCCGUUAAGGAAUUGGUUACACUGGCCAACACGGUCAAAGGCCUCCGGGUGCUCGACUGUGCUGGCUCGGAUAUGAGUUUCCCAGCAGACCAUCCCGGUUGGCUGGGUUUACGAUAUGGAAAUCAUGAAGCGAUCAAGACGGCCGAUUUUAUUUUAGUGGUUGAUAGUGAUACUCCUUGGAUCCCGACACUGUGCAAACCAAGGGACACGGCAAAAGUGAUCCAUCUUGAUGUCGAUCCGUUGAAACAACAGAUUCCGAUGUUCUAUCUGCCGUCAAUCGCGACGUUCAAGGUCGACUCUACGACUGCGUUUAAACAGAUUAAUGAUUAUAUCGCUUCAAAUGCAACACUAACUCAAACACUGAACAGCCAAGAAGUUAACGAUCGUCAGAAACGUGUUGAGGAAUCAUAUCGACGACGACUACACGAAAUUGCAGACUCGGCGGUGGCCCCUGCUGGGGGAUCAGAGGCCUAUUUGAAUGCGAGCUAUCUAAUGGCCGAGCUGAAAAAGGCAGCACCUGAGGGUACUAUCUGGGCUAUUGAAGCGGUGACUCUAACAGCACAUGUAGCAGAUCAACUUCAAUGCACUCUACCAAAAUCCUGGAUCAAUUGCGGAGGCGGUGGAUUGGGCUGGUCCGGCGGUGGUGCUCUCGGCAUCAAACUUGCCAGUGACGACCAGCACGGAGGCAAGAACAAGGGCAAAUUCGUAUGUCAGAUAGUAGGAGACGGCACAUACCUCUUCUCCAUUCCGGGGUCUGUCUACUGGAUCGCUCGUCGCUACAACAUCCCCAUCUUGACGAUUGUCCUCAACAACAAGGGCUGGAACGCGCCUCGUCGAAGUCUGCUACUUGUACACCCAGAGGGUGAAGGGUCCAAAGUGAGCAAUGAAGAAUUGAAUAUCUCGUUUUCUCCCACGCCGGAUUAUGCGGGGAUUGCCAAAGCGGCUGCUGGAGGGGAGUUAUGGGCUGGUCGAGCCAGUACGGUGGGUGAACUGGCGGAACGGUUGCCGCAGGCUAUUCAGAGUGUUUUGUCGGGGACGUCGGCUGUUUUGGAGGCGCAGUUUGAUGGCACGGCGGGGAAGUAUGUUAGUUCUUGAAUCUGUACAAGUUGUUGUAGCUAUCAAAUACGAGAAAGUUACGGAGU
This is a messenger RNA of Talaromyces stipitatus ATCC 10500, 2130 nucleotides long. RefSeq names its product thiamine pyrophosphate enzyme, putative. Gene Ontology annotation, cellular component: mitochondrion; acetolactate synthase complex. The coding region runs from base 245 to 2083 and encodes 612 amino acids. The transcript has 3 exons. Gene Ontology annotation, molecular function: magnesium ion binding; thiamine pyrophosphate binding; flavin adenine dinucleotide binding. Gene Ontology annotation, biological process: L-valine biosynthetic process. Lineage: Eukaryota; Fungi; Ascomycota; Eurotiomycetes; Eurotiales; Trichocomaceae. The record is from RefSeq and is a predicted model, not a curated record.